AUGACAAACCCCAUGAUGUCUGUGAACCCUUUAUUGGCAGCAUCAGGACAUCAGAGGAUCCCACUGAUUCCUGCACCAUAUGGGCCUCCAAUUGUGGACAGAGAUGUCAUUGUGGCUCCAGCUGGACCAAGUCAGUUUUGUGUUCCUUCCCAGUCUGGAUCCUCUCUUGUUCCCAACGCAAAUGUGCUAAACCGGCUGUCGGGUCACUUCUACCCAGGCUGGGGCAUUUUACCACCUGAACCCACAAAGGCAGUGGCCACAAGGAACGAGAUGUUCGAGAGACAUCAUACUGCCAGGGCAGAAAUGGAAAUGUAUUCUCUUCACCAGCAAAGGAGGAUGGAAAGAGUUAAUCCCAAGGGACUGGCUGGCCCAGGGGUACCCCUCUUUUAUGGCUUGAGUUGCCUGGGUGGCCCUGCAGGCUUCCAAGGCAGGGGCACACUGCCUGCCAAUGAUCUGCAUUUACACAGAAGCACCUCCAGACACCUUCAGGAAAACCCUAUUCUACUGGGGAAUAGACCACACUUUACAGAAUGCUGGGGCCAGAAAUACCGACUCAGGAGAGGCUCAGUUUAUCAGAAACCUCUAGAGAGCGACACUGAGAGUUUCAAAAAUCAAGCAGAAGAAAAAGACUCAGGCCAGAUGCCUGUGGUUCCCUGCAAAGAGGAAGAGGAUAGCAAAGACCCGGAAAUUGAAGUAGACAACAUCCAGAAGUCAAGGGAAACUGAUGAGAAGCCAACCUGGGGCCUCGCCAACACCUGCAUAGAGCCGCAGCCAAGUCAGACAAAACCCUCUUCCCCAGAAGCCAAGGCUCGGGAUGGUGGGAAGGAAAAGCCCUCAGAGCAGGUCUGUGGAGGCCGUGAUGAAAAGAAUGGGCUUGGUCUGCCGAUUUCCAUAUUGCCUCUGCCAGGAGCACAGGCACUGGGUGCACUCAGCGAAGCCUGUUCCUCGGCUGAUAUUCAGAAGUGGACCGUAGAUGACGUCCAUGACUUCAUCAGAAGCCUGCCAGGGUGCUCAGACUAUGCCCAGGUAUUUAAGGAUCAUGCAAUUGAUGGAGAAACACUGCCCCUUCUCACCGAGCAACAUCUUCGAGGCACCAUGGGGCUGAAACUAGGACCAGCACUAAAAAUUCAAUCCCAGGUAUCUCAGCAUGUGGGAAGUACGUUCUGUAAGAAAAUUCCUCCACUCCCCACCCAUGCAAGGCGAACACCUGAUCAUCCAGCAGACGCAUCCCCUCCUGUGGCUAUUGACCCCUAG
Molecule: messenger RNA, 1254 nt
Organism: Microtus oregoni (creeping vole)
Lineage: Eukaryota; Metazoa; Chordata; Mammalia; Rodentia; Cricetidae
Gene: Samd7
Product: sterile alpha motif domain containing 7
Exons: 7
Coding region: 1-1254 (417 amino acids)
Molecular function (GO): protein binding
Source: RefSeq, a predicted model, not a curated record